Daucus carota subsp. sativus is the source of this 1007-nucleotide messenger RNA. Its product is annotated as LIM domain-containing protein WLIM2b. Gene Ontology annotation, molecular function: actin filament binding. Gene Ontology annotation, biological process: actin filament bundle assembly. NCBI's taxonomy places the organism in Eukaryota, Viridiplantae, Streptophyta, Magnoliopsida, Apiales, Apiaceae. Gene Ontology annotation, cellular component: actin cytoskeleton; plasma membrane. The record is from RefSeq and is a predicted model, not a curated record. Bases 186 to 755 code for a protein of 189 amino acids. The transcript has 6 exons.
CACUCCUUUCAUUCCAUCCUACAGGCUACAUAUCUCUGAACGGCUCUCCGCGAAAAAGACUAUCUUUUUCAUAUUCUCUGCAUUCCCCACAUACAUAUUUCUAUAUACACCAAUUUGCAAAGCCUCAUUCCUGGAUUUUCAAGCUUCAUCAACACUUAAGGGAAAGAUCAGAUCUAAGGAAAGAGAUGUCUUUUACUGGAACCCAACAGAAGUGCAAGGUCUGUGAGAAAACUGUUUAUCCAAUGGAGCUUUUGUCUGCUGAUGGAGUUGAUUUUCACAAAUCUUGCUUUAGGUGCACUCACUGCAAAGGCACCCUUAAGCUGGGCAACUACUCGUCAAUGGAAGGUGUUCUGUACUGUAAGCCUCACUUUGAACAACUCUUCAAGGAGUCAGGGAAUUACAACAAAAACUUUCAGUCACCUGCAAAAUCAGCGGAUAAGUUAACUCCAGAGCUGACAAGGUCACCUAGCAAAGCUGCCGGAAUGUUUUCGGGUACACAAGAAAAAUGUGCAACUUGUGGUAAAACAGCAUAUCCACUAGAGAAGGUAACUGUAGAAAACCAAUCUUAUCAUAAGACAUGCUUCAAGUGCUCUCAUGGUGGAUGCUCCAUCACUCCGUCAACUUAUGCAGCCCUUGAAGGCAUUCUGUAUUGUAAACAUCAUUUUUCCCAGCUGUUCAAGGAGAAAGGCAGCUACAACCAUCUGCUCAAGUCUGCGUCAAUUAAGCGCCCUGUAGCCUCUGUUCCUGAAGCUUGAAGCUUCGCACUCCACUAACCUUUCUUCCACAGCCAUGUGUACUUGCAACAUGCGUUCUUCGAGUGUCUUUUCCUCUGGAGACCUUUUUAUCAUUAAAUCGAAAUAUUUGUUCAUUGAGGAAACUUGUUUGUCAUGUUUUAUAUGGGAUAACACAAUCCCAAAAGUGUGAAAUGACUCCAUUUGGACUUGUGUGCUUGUUUUGUUUGUAGCAGUCAUUGUCAGUCAUUACACUGGUUUUAUCUUGCUUGGACU